UGGGGAGGAGGGUGGAGAGGGGCUUGGAGCGCAACUCUUACUGUUUGUCCUGUAGCGCGAGUACCGCCCUCUGCUAGUGAGGCGUUUGGGGGCGAGCAGAGCGCGCACUGGGCCGCACACCGAGCGAGCGUUUCCCGCUCCCGUUGUGCUGUUUCCGCGGGCAGCUCACGCGCUGCUCCUCAGGUACUUGCGGAGCCGGAAGCGCGAGCCGUGGGCGCCGCGCUCUCGCGCACAAACAGCAAGAAGCGCGGCUUGUCGACGGAGCGGAGGUGCAGUGGGCGGGAGUCUGGGGACGAGCGCGCGCGCCGCCGCCGAGAGUUUAAGCCCGAGAAGAAGGAGGAAAAACGGGAGACAGCAUGAGUGACCUGAGGAGAAAGAAGCUGCUGGUCUUCAUGGACGUGCUCUGUGUUUUCGUGGCUGCAUUGCCUUUUAUAACCAUGAACCUGGUGUACAAGCCCUAUGAGCGGGGGAUCUACUGCGAUGAUGAAAGCAUCAAGUACCCAUACAAGAAUGACACCAUCACGUAUGGCCUCAUGGCAGCUGUCACCAUCUGCUGCACCGUCAUUAUUUUAUGUUCAGGCGAAGCUUACUUGGUGUACAGUAAGAAGAUCCGCUCCAACUCCACCUUCAACCAAUAUGUAGCUGCACUCUACAAGGUACUGGGCACAUUCCUGUUUGGAGCAGCAGUUAGCCAGUCCUUCACAGACCUGGCCAAGUACACCAUUGGCCGCCCGCGACCCAACUUCCUGGCAGUCUGCGCUCCCAAAACCUGCAGGGGCUACAUGCUCCAAAUCAACUGCACUGGCAACCAUAACAAUGUCACCGAGUCUAGGUUGUCCUUCUAUUCCGGCCACUCCUCAUUUGGGAUGUACUGCAUGCUCUUCCUGGCGCUCUAUGUCCAGGCAAGGCUUGUGGCAAAGUGGGCCCGACUCCUACGCCCUACAAUCCAGUUCUUCCUUGUGGCAUUUGCUAUCUAUGUGGGGUACACCCGUGUGUCUGAUUACAAGCACCACUGGAGUGAUGUUCUGGUCGGUCUCCUACAGGGGGCACUCAUUGCCAUCCUAAAUGUGCACUAUGUGUCAGACUUCUUCAAGCCUCGGCCGCAGUGCUGCUCAAGCCCUGAGUCACCCGAGAGUGAGAAGUUGGAGCGCAAUGCAAGCCUGCAGAUUGUUGACACGGACCGCGCCACUACCAACCAUUACAGCUACCCAAGCACCACGUGAAGGCUGUCCCACGGUGCCCCUAACCACUGGACACACCAGGGGGUGGCCUACUCUACUGCUGCUGCACCCCUCACCCCAUUCUCUGCGCAGCAUGCAUCAUCAGCCUUCUACUGAGCACGCUGACCCCCUCUUCUCACUGGACUGAUCCUGUCCCCAACUCAUGGUGUCUCUCACUGUUUCUUUCUUGUCAUUUCUUAAUGUGCCAGCAGUUUGUCUGUAAUAAUUACAUUUCUUCAUUAAGCUGGUAUUGAUGGCAAAUGCCACGGUAGGUAGACCCAGAAAGAGAGGAUAGAGAUAGAUGUUGGUAGAGUAAGAGAGAGAAGCAGUUAAGGGGUUUUUGAGCUGACAGGGACUGUGACUCGUCUGUUCUUUGAAUUUUGAGAUAAGGGAUUGUUAGGAGGCAGGGAACUGUGUACAGAAUGUCAACUGAAUGGGAGUCACCAUAAGUGCUUCCUUUUGUACUUAAUACAUGCAUUCUCUCUGGUUUGGUGGUGCAGUUUUUAGCUGAUUAUUGAUAACUCUGGGUAAUGGUGUUGAAUGUGUUGUUCUUUCCAGUUUCCUUUUAAUUAUUUCUUCAGUUGUACACACUUGUGGCUGGAGAAUCCACAUUUCUGAACAGAUGUAAAUGUCUGUGUUUUGUUUGACAUGCCUGUUGCUGGGCUGAUUGAUUGAAUUCAUAGUUAGCUGUAGUGGUAGUAGUAGCAGCAGUAGUAUUAAUGUUAGUGAAACCCCAAAAUGGGAUUUAUGCCACAUUGCUGACAGAGGUGUCACUUGCUCAAGUGCACCUUAAUGCUAUAAUUUGGCUCAUCUCUUCUUUGGAAGUUUACUUACGCCUUUGAAGUUGGCCAAAUAAUGACGUAUUAGAGGAACUGCACAUUUAAGAGUGAAAUACCACUAGAUUGUGCACAAUCAUUGCAUCUUUUUAAAAUGUUUAUUAUCCAGCUAUCAACCUUUCAUUAUAGUGAAUGCGACUCAUGUUUUUUUUCAUUGUAGACUUUAUCCUAAUAGUCAUACAGUAUGUAUCGGCUUUAGCGCACCAGUUAUUUAUUUGUACAUAUGCUGUUCAUGAUGCAGUUAUGCAAAUAUAACACCCUGUGACAUCCCUUGAGCUUCCAUGAUAUGGAAUAAUAGAAUUCGGUAAUACUGAGCUUUAUUUCUUGAUUGGGGCCCCUUUUAUAAACAUGUGGCUUAGCUGAUUUUAUUGGUAUAACUGAAUAUUGUUGUCAUUAAACAUUAAAAUUGCUUGAUUUGUCAAUACCAAGGGUGCAAAUCUGUCAUCCUUGUGCAUCCAAGUCCUGCAAACUUCAAGGAAAUGCUUUAAUUUCAGUGCUUUAAAAAUGCUGUGAUUCAUCACCAGCAUGAAAUGACUUAUGCAUAUGAUUAGUUCCGUAGAACAAUUGAGGGCUGAGUUUUACUUGGCAGUACAUGCCGUAUGAUGACCGGGGUCAUGUGCCUGUAGUCUAGAUGAUGGAUUAAGGUCUAAGUGUAUGCACUUUUAUAGUGAUUCUUCACAAAAAAUAAGCUUUGCAGAUGAUUAUUGACAGUGGGGCAGCUGCUGAAUAAUCAGUCUCAAUUUUAGUUGCAGGCUUUGAGAAGUUGAUCUGUAAGGACCUUGAAAUAACUGAAGGUAUUCCUGGAGAGGCCAAAUCUUGAUGAGUGAAAUGAGUUAUGGGCAUUCAAUGAAAUCUGCAUUGUUUUUUCCUGAAGUAAAAAAUAUCAAAGUGCCCCACUCAGUGCAAGAAAAUGGAAGAAUACUGGAUAGCUUGAGGGAACACCAUGGGACAGCAUAUCUUUAAUGGCCAUUUAAAAAUUUCUCAGAAUUGUAUUUGUACAGGUGGUAUAUUUGAGCAUUACUGGUUUGGUUCACCCUUGUGUAUUCUAGAAGAGACUGGGAUGAAGCUCACCAUUGUUAGGCUAAAGAAUGUAGUUGGCUGCAUCCUUAAGCUUUUAAAUGUGUAUUUCAUCAGUCUUUACAUAGUUUACCAGAAAAAAAAAUCUCAUUUUUAUUGAGUGGCAUAAUGAAGUAUGUACUGAAAUGUUUUUCCUAGCAGUUGAGAAAAAUGUCACUGGUGUUAUGAUUUACGGGAAUCCACUGCGUGGUCUUUGGUAACUGAAUGUGUUUUCUAAUGUAUCUUUUUUGUUUUAAUUUAAAAUAUAUGUUGCUACUGAUUUAGAGAGUAUGUUGAUGGCAACAGUUACAGAAAGUAGUUGGCCUCCAAGGCUCAAUGACAGACUUUUGAUUUAGAAUUUCCAUUAACUGCCAAUCUAUGAUGGUGACACCAUAAAAUACAUGCAAUGAAUUCUGUUAGGUCAGAGUAUUACUUAGCUUUCAUGUCAUUAGACCAGUUAUAUUGUUGUACUUCUUAUUCUAAUUAAUACUGACAAGUGGGUCUCAUUAAAGCUUCCAAGUAACCCGACAGCAUAUCCCAUGCUUUCUUUUGAUGGUUAGGAGGGAUACCUCGUUAGCCUUAAGAACUGGUAAUACUUAACCAAGGGUAAAACAGAUUCAAUUUCAGCACAUAAAAAAUUAGUUUGUCAUAUGCUACAUUUAUAUGACUAUACAUGCAUAGCUCUCAGUUUUUUUUUUAUUUCUGGUUUGUUGUCAUAUUGUAUGUAAGUGCAUAUAAAUCAGUGUUAAUUCACAAUUAACUUAAAUGUGUGGUAUGUAUUACUGGUUGUGUUGAAUGGGAAUUUGGAAAACUGGGGCAAAUGAUUUUAGUGUGAUCAUGAGCUUGCGUAUUCAAGCAAAAAAUUGUAUUUUGAUUAUACGGGCAUUAGGUUUCUCCAAACCAAUAUAAGGUAUAAGUUAGAUAUGAUUUUAAUCCUUUAGUUUAUUCUGAGAACUGUUGGUACUUAUCACAUUUCUAUAAAAAAAAAAAGUAUGUACAGAUGGAAUUUUCAGGUACCUGUCAUUCUUUUGGGUGCCUACUGUAUUCUCACUGCUAAUUGUUUUUAAAAGACCAACCAUUUUCCUCCUCCGCAAUAGCUUUUCAUCUGUUUGUGGUUUUUUUCCUCCCCAAGAGGUGAGGAGGAACUAUUUUUUUUUACAUUAAUUGGCCACUUACAGCAGUCUGAAUUACCAGGUGUGUUUGUAAGCAACUGAAUUUGUGUGUAGUACAUUAUAUCCUAAAAUGUCCAUUAUAAGGACGGACCAAAUAUUUUACUUUGCAUAGUAGUAAUCAGCUGAUGUACUUACAAACAAAUGUAUUUUUCAUUAUGGUAAGUUGCUGACAACUGCAAAAAACAAAAUGACAGUGCUAGAGUAAUAGGCUAACUUUAAUACCAUAUGUACAAUUACUCCUCCGAGUGUACUCAAAAGUUGACAAAUAUUAUGCUUCUAUUUUUAAAACACAUUGCGGGUCAGUGGAAUUAUGAGUCUUUAACAGAGCAGCACGGGUGUAUUUUGAAGUUUGAUCAUGUCAGAAAAAUCCAUGCCAGCAUUGUUCACGCCUAUGUGGCGAUUUGGAUACAUCACUGAAUUCAUAUUAAUUUGUACAGUGGCAUCAGUUAGGCAAGAGAAACAUCAACUGAAACCUAAGACAAAACUGAUGCUCAAUUUGCAGACUUCAGGUUGAUUGUGAAACGAGGAGAGACAAACUCCAAAAUAAUGUUUCACUCGUGUUACGGAAUGGAAAUUAAACUCCCCCAGAAGUAUUUACGGUAUUUUUUGCUUACAUUUGCUUAGGAAAACUGUAGACGUCCACUCACCUCCAUCACAGAGGUCGGUUUAUUUCAUGAAAUGUUUAAGUUCCAGUGCCAGUGGCUUCUGGCUCCUAUAAACCAGUGAGUUGUGUUGAUUGUUCCCUUCAUUAGCAAGGCACUGUGUUCUUUUUCAGGAUUAAUUGCCUGUGUGACUUGGCUGGCCAGGUCCUGAUUUAUACUGUACAAACUCCAAGACAUCCUGUAGAGAGCUUGAUUUAUAUCCCAGUCUCCCUCCUUCAUUACAAUUAUAGAACAGCUUCCCGGUCUUUAUUUAUUCCUGGCUUUUCAACUGGGCCCAUUAAUAAGAAAUAAAUGGAUACAG
Messenger RNA from Scleropages formosus (Asian bonytongue), 5247 nucleotides. It is a transcript of the gene plpp2b, whose product is annotated as phospholipid phosphatase 2b. The record is from RefSeq and is a predicted model, not a curated record. Bases 357 to 1223 code for a protein of 288 amino acids. Gene Ontology annotation, molecular function: phosphatidate phosphatase activity. The transcript is spliced from 6 exons. NCBI's taxonomy places the organism in Eukaryota, Metazoa, Chordata, Actinopteri, Osteoglossiformes, Osteoglossidae. Gene Ontology annotation, biological process: phospholipid dephosphorylation; signal transduction; phospholipid metabolic process. Gene Ontology annotation, cellular component: plasma membrane.